Molecule: messenger RNA, 672 nt
Organism: Anisakis simplex (herring worm)
Lineage: Eukaryota; Metazoa; Nematoda; Chromadorea; Rhabditida; Anisakidae
Source: the annotation of a GenBank genome assembly
AUGAGUUUUGAUCCGGGUAUUGAAGCAGCAACAUCAACGUCCGUGAAAUCCAAAACACACUCUUACAGUAAACCAUCAGAAUGCAAUCAGAAAAGAAUCAGUAACGCAUCCAGUACAAAUAUUACUGCUAAUGAUAACGGUAAAGACAAGUUGAGACACGAAUAUAGUAAGCCGAAACAAAGUGCGGAAGUGCCCUCAUCAGACUCGAGUGUUUAUCAGCGAUUGUCGAACAGCACAAAACAUUAUAUUGCAACGACGACGAGUGAACGACGACGAUGCGCGAAUGGCUACGAUAUUCCGAAAGAUACGAUCAACGAAUCUGUUAUCAGAAACAGUGCAGAACGAUCUCAAGCGUCAACAUCCUUAUUUUCACCAACCAAACAACCACUUUUAGUCAACAGUAAUAAUAAAUCUUAUUGCAAUAAUUUAAAGUCGCAUCCACCAACUAUUGUUCUGAGUCCACCAGAAGAGCAAGCGACCGAAAAAGUGAAAGUGAUCUUCGAAUACGGUCGCGAUAAAGGUAAUAAAUUAAAACUGGUGAAGGAGCGAUCGACGCCGAAUUGUUUAGUGCGUAAUAAGAAAACGAUUCUUCUCAGUGCUUUUGUACUAUUAUCCUUCUUGAUAUUCUCUGUGCUAAUUGUUAUUGUUUAUGCGUUAAAUUCACAGCCCUAA